GUUUCCAUUGGCUAAAUCGGAGCCGGAAGUGGACGUUGACAGGGAAAUCUCUUCUCUGGAGCUCUGAGUCUGUAUUCCUCUCAAAUCAGAACUCAGUAGACUCUUUGCUUUUUAGCUAAAUAAAAUAAAGAAAGUCACCCUGCAAUCGCAGCUAACAUUUUUCAGGGAUGGGCUCUAAAGAUCUGAAACUCAUGGAUGUGUUUUCAUACGAGAGUCUCGUGCAUGCAGUCGCCGGUGCGAUGGGCAGUGUAACAGCAAUGACUGUUUUCUUUCCUCUUGACACAGCCCGGCUCAGGCUGCAAGUCGAUGACAAGCGGAAAGCCAAAUCUACCCCAGCCAUUCUGUCUGAGAUCAUCAAGGAGGAGGGUCUGUUAGCUCCAUAUAGAGGCUGGUUUCCAGUGAUCUGCAGCCUUUGCUGCUCAAACUUCGUCUACUUCUAUUGUUUCCAUAGUCUGAAGGCCACCUGGCUGCAAGGUCAGAGGUCAACACCAGGACGAGACCUCCUUUUUGGCAUUGCUGCAGGUGUAGUAAAUGUUCUUGUGACCACUCCGCUCUGGGUGGUCAAUACCAGACUGAAACUGCAGGGGGCGAGAUUCAGAAACGAAGACAUACAGCCCACGCACUACAACGGAAUUAUGGAUGCGUUUGUACAGAUCAUGCAGCAGGAGGGAGUGGGUGCGUUAUGGAACGGGACGUUUCCCUCCCUGCUGCUGGUGCUCAAUCCAGCCGUGCAGUUCAUGCUCUACGAGGGUCUGAAGAGGCAGCUGAUGAGGGGCGUCCACAGAGAGCUCUCCUCAGUGGAGGUGUUUCUGAUUGGAGCCAUUGCCAAGGCUGUUGCGACCACCAUAACGUACCCUCUACAGACAGUUCAGUCUGUUCUGCGGUUCGGACAGCAUGGGCAGCCUGCAGGUCAGUCCAAACUCCUGAACAGCCUGAGAUCUGUCAUGUAUCUGCUGAUCAACAGAGUCAGGAAGUGGGGCAUGCUGGGAUUGUUUAAAGGCCUGGAGGCGAAGCUGCUUCAGACGGUCCUCACUGCCGCACUGAUGUUCUUGCUGUAUGAGAAGAUCGCCAACACCACCUUCAGGGUCAUGGGCGUCAGACGCACAGUGACGGCCCACUGACCUCUCACAGGGUGUUUAUUAGCCCACCGAUGUCAAAGGACCCUAGUAUACCUGUGUUAUGAAAAAUUAUAUACAUAUAUUGUUUCUCAUGAUCUUUAAAACAUUUUGACCUAUAGGCUUCAGUAAUUGUAAGAAAAUAAAAUAUAAAUAUUAGGGGGGGAACUAAAAUGAAAUAUUGCUUUGGCAGCUAACUAAGAUAAAUAAUUAAUUUGUAAGUACAAAAAUGACUAAAACUGAAAAGCUACAUAGAAAAAAAUAAAUAAAACACUAAUAGUAAAAUGAAGACUGAAAAUAUAAAACAAUAACUAAUUUAAAAUAUUAAUAAUGCUUUAUUAGUACAUACGUAACACUGAUUCUUUUACUUAGAAGGUUUAUAGUAUAAACUAGAUAUAAAAUGUGCCUAUUUUGAAGGUUGAUGAAAUAUAGAACUUUUUUAAUUUAUGCUCCUUUUUUUGUAUAAUUCUCACUUCUAUUUGUGUUAUUUCAUUGAUGAAUGACUUUACUAUUAUUCAGAAAUUUUUAGGAAAAUACUAAAAGAAAGAGUGUCCAAACUUUUGAUUGAUAGAGCAUUAAUAUAAAUAAUUAUCACAAAUAAGAUGUAUGCAAUAGUACUGAAAUUAAUCCUACUUAUAUAACAAUUAUUGCAAUAUGUACUCUUUAAUUCAAAAUUGCCUCAAUAGGUCAAAACCUUAGUCAGUAUAUAUGUUGAUUUUUUUUUUUUUUUUAAAUAAUAUUUCAUUAAAAAUAUGAACUGAUUGUGUUUAUGAAUACCAAUAAUUCUGGACAAAAAAUGAUGCAUGGGACGGAUCUGUUUAGUAAGAUCAUUGCUGCCAAUAUUAGAGCCUGCUCUUAGAUAUGCCUUCCUGCACUGAUACAGUUACCUUGCAAAAACAACUUCCAGGCUAGUUAUUCUGAUUCUGUUGGUGAUACUUGAUUUCACUUGACAACACAAAGCCACAGACCUUUAAGCAAAACAUUUUUACAGUCUGGGCAUAAAAAAUAUUUUGGUAACAUUUUCUAUGAAGCCUGAAUUUAUAAUAUAUUAUAAGUUUAUUCUUAAGUCAUUGUAAUGAAUGCAUAAUGCAUUAUAUAUACAAUUUUUAAAAAAAACUGCAUAAUAUAUCAACUCAUGAAUAAUCAUAACAACAAUUAGAAUGUAUCAUAAUACUUGCAUAUUUGCGGUUAUACGUUUAAGAGUAUGAUUAUUUCUAACACAAUGAACACUAUAUUAAAUCUACUUCAUUUUCAUUAUAAUGGAGUGUAUCAUAUCUUUACAUUGUUUAAGAUCUGCACAGUAUCUUACUAAAGCUUGUGAGUGGUUAGCUGUUGAGUGUUGUAUAUGGUUACAUUUUAUUUUGAUGGUCCCCUU
Molecule: messenger RNA, 2490 nt
Organism: Carassius auratus (goldfish)
Lineage: Eukaryota; Metazoa; Chordata; Actinopteri; Cypriniformes; Cyprinidae
Gene: slc25a17
Product: solute carrier family 25 member 17
Exons: 9
Coding region: 168-1121 (317 amino acids)
Biological process (GO): transmembrane transport
Cellular component (GO): peroxisomal membrane
Molecular function (GO): ADP transmembrane transporter activity; FMN transmembrane transporter activity; NAD transmembrane transporter activity
Source: RefSeq, a predicted model, not a curated record